Mizuhopecten yessoensis (Yesso scallop) is the source of this 381-nucleotide messenger RNA. RefSeq lists its product as uncharacterized. The transcript has a single exon. Bases 1 to 381 code for a protein of 126 amino acids. The record is from RefSeq and is a predicted model, not a curated record. Gene Ontology annotation, molecular function: protein binding. Lineage: Eukaryota; Metazoa; Mollusca; Bivalvia; Pectinida; Pectinidae.
AUGUCGAGCAGUAAAGCAGUUACUCCGGAUAGCGCAGUGAUAUAUGACCACGAGACGCUGAACAGUGGAGAUGGAUACAAUACAGAGACCGGACUUUACACCGUCCCGGAGUCAGGCCUCUGCGUCCUCACAUGGACCACGAUUUGUGAAAUAAAUGACGCAUUCCAGACUGUGCUUGUUGUGGAUGAAGCUGUUAGAGGAUCAUCAUGGACAGAUGCAAACAAGACCGUCGAAUACCACCAAACUACAGCUGUCGUUGUCUUCACACUGAACCCGGGAGAUCAUGUCUUUAUCCGUAUGGGACAUGCGUAUGGACACGGGAGGAUAGUGAGUCAAAGCUAUAUCGGGAUAUCAACCAUCUCAGGAUGGAAGCUUGACUAA